CACAUCGCAGCCACGCCGCAGCUCCGCCGCCCCUCUCGACGCGCGGCCCCCACGACGUGUGCGGACGCGACCGGCCGGCCGGUGCGCGCCGCCACCACAGUCACCACACCACCCCCGCGCAGUGUGCCAGUCUGUCCGUUCCGUUCGUCGCUCGUCUGUGCGACCGAGUGUCUGCCGAUCUGUGUGACUGGGUGGCGCUGUGCUCGGCAUACGGCGCACGCCAAGCCCGGCCAAGCCGCAACGCACACCGUAACCUGUGGGUGAGCUGGCUCACUGUCGCGAGGGAAGCCCACAUUCCGCCCGCGUUCAAGCAGAAGCAGUGCCCCGCGGUGGAGCCUGUGGAGCCAGUAGAGCCAGUGGACCUUACGGUCGGAACGAAGCCCUCGAACGAACGCUGCGAGGUGUCCGUGCGUCCGUGCGAGCACAGGUGCAGCAGCAGUGCUAGCAGUACGAGCAGCAGGUGCAGUGCAACAAAGUAGCCAUCGAGUGCGUCAGUGCGUCGCCCCCGAAGCGGCCCGGCGACCCGCCGGCACCCGGCACCACCAAAGUCGUUGCGCCGGCCGCCGGCCUGCCGCCUCCCAGGUGCUUCCAGGCUUUGGUUGCCUCGGCAGGCGCAGCUAGGCGCAGCCACUGCAGCACAACCUCAGCCCAGAUGGGCCACUGCACGACGUCGACCCGCUGAGCGCAGCACCGCGGCACCGCCAUGGCGACCUCGCUGACGGGCGUGGGUGUGCUGUGGGCGUGCCUGUCGCUCACGGCCGCGCUGCUCUCCUGCAGCGGCUACUACAUCCCCUGCUGGAUCAAGGGCCGGCUGCUGGACAGGGUGGACGCGUACUUCGGCAGCUUCCGGCGCUGCACCUACCCGCAGGUCUCGGCGGGCGAGAUCCGGAUCGUCGAGGAGUGCGGCAGAUACUCGAGGUUCUGGGACAUCCCCAGCCCCUGGUGGCAGGCCACCACGGUGCUGGUCGGCCUGGGCGCGGGGCUGAGCCUCAUGGUGGCCGUCUGGGCGGUGGCCUCCUGCUGCAUCAACCACGUGGUGCACAAGGGGUCGGCCCGCAUGCUCGGCUCGGCGCAGCUCCUCGCAGCGUCGCUGACCUGCGCCGGCAUGGCCGCGUACCCGAUGGGCUGGGACAACAGAGAAGUCCGGGAAAGUUGCGGCGCCGAGGCUGAAGCGUAUCGGUUAGGGAGCUGCGAGCUGUCGUGGUCGGUCUACCUGCUGGCGGGGGCCGUGCUGCUGCUGCUGCUCUGCUUCGGGCUCAGCUUCUGCUCCUCCAACGUGCGGCCGCCGACUUCCUUUCGUAUCUGAGUGUACAGCGCCGGCAUGCUCCCGGUCGCCCUCUAGUGGCCCCGGCCGAGGGCCCCGCCGAAGGCCCGGCCGGGGACGAGGUGUCGGCGCUAGCGUGUGGAUCUCCAUGGACGCGCUCGACUGCCCGCUGUGACGCGGCCCAGCCAGCCCUGCCAGCCCGGGACGGCUCGAGCCCCAAUCAGCCCGGGGAUCCGGCCGGCUUCCGAGCCGCUGCGGCAGCCUGCGGUGGACCGGAGUGACGGAGUGACAGAGUGACACCCCCGAGAAAGCGCGUCACUCGCGGACGGUCCCCUUCGGUCCCCCGGGCCUGCCGUGUUCCGCGAGAGUGCCGCGCCGAUGUACGCGCAGCCCGCGGCUCGAGCGCGCAGGCCCAGCAGGCCCAGCGUUCAGUCUGAGCGGAGAGUCCUCCGAGGAAGGCGUGCGACGGUGCAGUGCAUGGCGAAUCGAAAAACAAAAACAAGACGAAACAGUGUUCUACGGAGGGGUUGCACGCACGGUGCAACUACCCGUCGACUGUCACAAGAACAGAUGGAACAAAAACGCCUAAAAAAAUGAAACUGAGGAUGUUUUUUCUCUUCGACGCAAAAUUGGAAGAUCGCCCCGCCGCUCGGCCUUGCAAAGUGGAGCUAUGCCGGUGAAUUCAUUGGACGAUUGUUGUUAUAAAAGUUGUUAUGGACAAUAUUAUUUAUGAUGCUGACGUCAGUCGGCUUAUUUUUAUCCAGUGCCCAGCAGCUGGCUUAACAGAGUGUUUAUUGUAGUGUAUUCGGAGUUGGCUCAUGUGUUAUACGUCAGAAAUCGACUUCCGGACUCAUCUUGUCGGAGUGAUUUCAGGGUAUACGUCUUCGAGGGAUUAGUGUUACAGUAGGAAAUUAAAUCAUCCCCAUGUUUCCGGUGUGAAUGUUGGCCUAAUCCUUUCAUUGUUUUCAUUCUGUUAUGUAAAUUGUUUCCUAGGGCGCUGUGAAUGUUUCGUAGGAUGGGGUAAAUGUGACUCAAGUAAUGUUACAAGUUGAUGUGCCGCGUGUUGUGAGCACUCAACAAUCUCUUGUGUAUUAUUAUGUCUCGUUGCACUAUUCGUUGGUGUUGUCUAGCCUUUGUCCAAAGUCUAUUCAGUCUUUUCCUGCGUCUUCUUGCAUGUAUACCAUGAACUUUUCUGUGCCUGUCUUCCCUAUGGUCUGAACCACUGCCCCGCAAAAGUGCUGCCUAGCUGGCCAAAAGCAUAAUACCUGUAAACUAUGUGACUCUGCUGCAUUCCUAGCACACCUUGUCGUCAAAGAAAGCAAUGAAUGAAAGCCAUCGCUGCUGCUCCCCUUUUGUACUUUUCCAUGAACGGCGUUCAUAUUGUAAGACAAUGGAUGAAAUUAACUCACCAAUGCUGUGUAAUAAAGGGAGAUGUUUGUAAGCGUGAACCCGUUCCUUGGCGGCCCACGGUGGCGCUACUCUCCUCACCUAACCUCGCCCCGCCCCGCCCCGCCCCACCCGGGACGGACAAAGAGUUUGGGGCGUUCUUAUCUCGCAACGGCUCCCCCGGGCCAGACUCCUCAUCGCCUCCUUUCAGCCUCGCAGCCGACACAAGCUUUGUUUUUCUCCCCUUU
Messenger RNA from Thrips palmi, 2898 nucleotides. RefSeq names its product LHFPL tetraspan subfamily member 6 protein-like. The record is from RefSeq and is a predicted model, not a curated record. The transcript is spliced from 6 exons. Gene Ontology annotation, cellular component: membrane. Lineage: Eukaryota; Metazoa; Arthropoda; Insecta; Thysanoptera; Thripidae. Bases 704 to 1306 code for a protein of 200 amino acids.